Hibiscus syriacus is the source of this 3344-nucleotide messenger RNA. RefSeq lists its product as uncharacterized. NCBI's taxonomy places the organism in Eukaryota, Viridiplantae, Streptophyta, Magnoliopsida, Malvales, Malvaceae. The record is from RefSeq and is a predicted model, not a curated record. The coding region runs from base 459 to 3185 and encodes 908 amino acids. The transcript is spliced from 5 exons.
AGAACAGUUACUGAGGAAGACGAAGAAGUAGUCUGCCAAAAAAAAACUUGAAUUUACUGUUAACUGUCCUUUCCAUCGUCGUGCUUUCCAACAGAUUUCCUUUGUUUUCUUCUUUUUUUAUUCCCUUUAUUUCUGCAACACGCAUCCGAUAAGCUUACAACUAAAAGUCCCACCGCCAUGAAAUCACGCCGCUCACUCUGCUUCCACUUCAAGCUAUCUCCUUUUCUCUUCCCUCUCAUUAGACUAAUCAACUAAAACUUAAUUUUUUACAGAUUUUUUUCCUCUUUGAUUUGGAAGCAAAAGCUGAAUCCCCUUCAGUUUCACACUCUCCUUUCUUCGUUGUUUUGACAACAAAGUCAAUGCUCCUCACUGGCAGAAAAGGGCUGAACAAUUGUUGCUGUUGUAUGUUUGGGACAAUCUUUGAAAAAGACUGAUUAUUAGUAUAUCAAAAGCAUAAUAUGCCUCAAGACGGUCUAAGAUCAAUUGUUUGCAGAUCGUUUGUUGUGUGUGAUGAUCCGAAGGGUGUCGUAGAGUCCGCGAAGAAGAUGGAGCAGAAGAACAAAGGCAGAGUAUCGAGUAAGGUUGAAAGAGAUGAGACAGUGUCUAACGGUGCCAUGGAAGAACUUCGUUGCUCUUCUUCCAGUCAGCUGGUGGAGGUUUCUAGAGGGGCUCACAAGCUGAACCAGGUGAUCAACUCGUGGUCGAGAGGAGGGAUUUGGUGUGAUCAGCAUUCGGAAGAUAUAGCUAAAGAUCUGUUGAAAGGAGCUCUCGAAUUGCAGGAUUCUUUACACGUGCUAGGGAAGUUGCAAGAAGCAUCUCAUUUGGCUAGGUUGAAGAAGAAAGAGAAGGAAAGAUCUGAUAAGGUGAGAAAUGAUCAAUUGAUUUGGAGAGUGAAUUCGAGUCCAGUCUUUGAGCCGAAUUCUCAGAAGGGAAUCCAGAAUCCGCACCUUUCAGCCGGUGCUUCUUCAAGAGAUUGCAUUGACGAGCUUAGGGAAGUGAUUAGAGAUAGCUUAGCUAGGCAAAAUCUACUGCCAAACAUAAAUGCUGAAGAAAAGAGAUGCUUUAGUUCAAGAUAUCCGGAAUUAGCUUCAGAUAUCCCGUCAACAAGCUUGAGUCGGUCUUCGUCGUUUCAAACCGACAACUGUGCUUCCAUGGAUUCAUCUGUCUGCUCGGCAGUUGAAGAGAAGAAGGCAAGAGGCCCAAGUUUGAUCGCAAAGCUUAUGGGCCUUGAAGAAAUGCCUUCAAAAUCAUUGCAGACACAUUCCCAGAAAGUUAUGGAGAAAAAGAAGACUUUCAGUCAACAAAGACCUACCUUUGAAAUUGAUACGCCACAAGUUCGGAAGUCUCAAUUUGUUUUACGAACAGAAGAUCCGGAUAAGACGCUGAAGGAUGUCCUUGAGACCAUGCAUUUUAAAGGGCUACUAAAAAACAACUCCAUCAAAGAGAUUAAGCCUGAUUCUUAUCAAUCAAGUGACUUCUUUUCCGGAAACAGGUUGAUUAACAGCAGUCCACCUAUUGUACUCAUAAAACCACGACGUGAUCCACAUCUGCAACAGCAAGAGAAGUUUGAGCCAGUGUUUCAGGAGGAGAGAACCUCAAACAUUGAAGCAAUGCUCAAAAAGCCGAAAGUAAAAGAGGAUUCUCCUUCCAAAAUUUUCAAACCCGGUAAUAGAGGUUUGAAAUUCAGUAAAAUGAGCAGAAGAGUGGAAGCAAAAGGAACUCCAGUGAAGAGACUUAUCCAGCAGGAAAGUGGAAAAGACAUUCAAGAUAAUGUGACCAGACCAGUGAAAAAGGAAGUGAAGAUUAAACAAAGGCUUCCUACUAAGAUGAAAAGUUUGGGUUCAAUAACUCAGCCAUCCGUGAAGAAAGUGGCAACUGCAAAGAACAUCAACAUGAUACCAAAGCCUAUGAUAAGCAGCAGAGGACCAGUUGUCAAGGUGGUUGCAAAAGCAAAGAAUUUAUCAAGGUCUAAAGAUCAACCCGAAGUUGUCCCUCGAAAGCCCAGUAAACCUGAGAAUGCAUCAAAUGUUACAAAAAAUAAAAUUUCCCAUCAAUCAAGUGCAACUGCAAACUCCAACUCUGUUCGCAAACCACAAAAUACAGUUCGUGGCCCCGUUGAUGUGAAAAAGAGUUCAAUGAAAAAGGCAGUGAGCAAGCCUACCAUUGAAAAGUUAGAAUGCAAAGGAGAUAAGGUUAUUUUGGAAGGAAAGAAGAUUAAUAUUGUAUCAGAAAAUGAUACUGUUUUGGAAGAAAAGAGUGUUGAUCUUGGAUCAAGCGAUGACACUGUUUUGGAAGAAAAGAGAAUUGAUCUUGCAUCCAAAAGCGAUACAGUUUUGGAUGAAAAGAGGACUGAUCUUGCAUUGAAUGAUGUUACCGUUUUGGAAGAAAAGAGAAUUGAUCUUGCAUCCGAAAAUGACACUGUUUUGGAUGAAAAGAGGAUUGGUCUUGGAUCAAGUGAUGAUACUGUUUUGGAAGAAAAGAGAAUUGAUCUUGCAUCCGAAAAUGAUACAGUUUUGGAUGAAAAGAGGAUUGAUCUUGCAUCAAAUGAUGAUACUGUUUUGGAAGGAUAUAGCACUGACACCACAGACCAACUUCCUACGGAAGAGGGAACAGAACACACUGAUAUUCUGAUUGAAGAACAAUGCUGCGAGAGUUUUGUUUGUGAUGUCACUCUGGUUACUAUCAAUGAUCAAAACAGCAGAAAAUCUAUCGGAGGCGAUGAUGAUUCAAUCACUCCGAUUGGAGCCGACAGUGGAAGCUUCAUGACAGAGACCGGUCUAAAGGCGUUGCUAUUGAGCAGUCCAGCAUUUAACGACACACGACUUUCCUUGGACUGUGCGAACGAAAUUGUUCAACGAAAAAACCAUCCUGAUUCUCAACUGAUCCACCUUCCCUGGUCAGGCCUGGUAGGAAAUGCCAAAAGGCAUAUCUCUCUAGAUCAUUUGUUAAAGGAGACUCUCGAAGGUGUCGAAGCUCUGAGAAGCUAUAGUGAACUUGCCGAUGGAAACCAACCCACCGAUGGCCUAUUUGCAAUGCUGGAAAGAGAUAUUAACCACAGUGAAGCUUUGAGUGGAAUAUGGGACUUAGGUUGGAAGAAAGGAUUCUCAAUGGAUGACACAAUUCAAGUAGUGGAAGAUAUAGAAAAGCAACUACUAAGAGGAAUAAUUGCAGAGAUUUGUGCAUAAAUUUUGCUUGUUAAAAUGGAUCAUCAGAUCUGCAGAUUCAAUAACUUCAACAGAUCGGUAAUGCAGAUCCAAAGUGUGAGCCGUUUUCUCCCAUUCAAAAUCAUGGUUUCAUUGCUGUAACUGAAAAUAUGUAAAUGACCCAAGUUUUAUUUUAUUUUU